CGAACGGCAAUCGUUGAUUCGUAGUUAAUACGUUAGAAUAGAUAUGUACAUAUCUACCUAGAGAAACAGUUUCUUCUAUAAUUUCCGUACACUCUCUGUAUCGACCUUUAGUGUCUCGGUAACUGUCGUAGUGGUAACAAGGAUCCAACUUCGGUAGAGUCCUUGUUAGAGCAAUUCAAACAGAGAAAUUCUAUUUCUCACCUCUUCAUACAUAGCACUAUGUACCGCUAUUUACUGCUGUUCUCCGUGCUGAAUGUUUUCUACGUACACGUUCAUUCUUCAGCUAUACGCUGCGAGCCCCCAGAUCAUUUUUUGUGCAAAAACGAAAAAUGCAUUUCAGUCGUGUUCAAAUGCGACGGUGAGAACGACUGUGGCGAUGAGUCCGAUGAAUUAGAUUGUCGUGACUUUAAAUUUACACAUACUGCAAUUCAAUGCGCUGCAGACGAGUUUCGAUGUGCGGAUAAUGUGUGCAUUCCGAUCGAAAAAUUUUGCGAUGCCAAACCCGACUGUUUUGACAAAGGUGAUGAAUACGAUGGCUGUGUAAAGGAGUUAAAGUGCGACGCUUUUCGAUGCAAUGACGGUUAUUGCGUACGAAACGAAUGGGUUUGCGAUGGCGUAAAAGAUUGUCCUGACGGCAGUGACGAAGGAAACUGCGGAAAUCAAACAAUACCAUUCCAUAAAUGCAACAACGAAAUCGAUCGUUAUUUAUGCAAAAAUAAAAGAUGCAUCUUUUUGAACGCUACUUGCAACGGAAAGGACGAUUGUGGAGAUGAUUCUGAUGAAAACGUUGAAGGGUGUAAAAAGGCUGAUGCAUCUUGCAAGCAAAGUGCACACUGCGAACAUUACUGCAGAAAAACCCCGGAAGGCGCUCAGUGUUCUUGCAAAACUGGUUACAAGUUGUCGAAAAAUCGAACUUGUACAGAUGUGAACGAAUGCGAAAUUUUUGGAAUAUGUGAUCAACAGUGUAUAAACAGUGCUGGAUCAUACAAAUGUUCGUGUCAUUCCGGCUAUUUAUUAAAUGAUGAUGGUAGAACCUGUUACGCCGACGGUGGCGAAGCUGUGAUGGUGUUUUCGAUUAAAUCUGAAAUCCGUGGCUUGUAUCUCAAAUCUCAGCUGUACUAUGAUGUAGCUCAGAAUUUACAACAUGCUGUGGCUGUUUCUGUGGAUGCGGAUCAUGUAUAUUGGUCCGACAUUCAGGAUGGAGUGGAAGCAAUAACCAAAAGUCAGGAGGAUGGCACACACCGAGAAGUCAUUGUUACAACAGGUUUGAAAAGUCCGGAUGAUAUAGCAGUGGAUUGGGUGACUGGUAACAUAUACUUCACAGACAGCGGUUACAUGCAUAUUGGAGUUUGCUCUAACGACGGAAAUUAUUGUACUAUCUUAAUUAGGGACCGAAAGGAAAAACCAAGAGGUCUGGCCUUGUUACCAUCGAAUGGUAUAAUGUACUGGUCCGAAUGGGGUGCAAAAUCUCGUAUACUAAUGUCAGGAAUGGAUGGAAAAAAUAGUAGUGCAUUAAUAGUCGACAGCUUGGAAUGGCCAAAUAGCUUGUCCAUCGAUUAUGCGAGUAACAGAUUAUACUGGGUCGAUAGUAAAUUAAAAAUCAUCGAAUCAGUAGGACUUGAUGGCUCAGACCGUAGGAUUGUAUUAAGAGGAAUAGCAAAGAGACCAUUUUCCUUGGCUGUGUUUGAAGAUAAAUUAUACUGGAGCGAUUGGAUGUCAAAUACUAUACAAUCUUGCGAUAAAUAUACUGGCAAAGAUUGGAAUAUUUUGGUGGAUACGAAUAGCACCAUUUAUGGAAUACACAUAUAUCACUCCGUUUUGAAGCCUAAGAUGCACAAUCCAUGUAACGCGCGUCCUUGUUCUGAAUUGUGUUUAUUGAAUUCAGAGAAAAGUUAUACUUGCGCUUGCGCAGUAGACAAAGAACUGAAUACGGAUCAUCGCACUUGUCGCGCGAUCAAAAAAGAGAUGCGCCUCAUUAUUUCGACAGGGAGCCGAUUCAUUGAUUAUCAUCACGAAUUACUAGGAAAGCCAAAAAUGAAAAUAAGUGAUGCAUUGAAAGACGUUACUGCGAUUGCAUAUAAUCCUCGUACUGGUGGCAUGUUCGCAAGCGAUCAACUAAAGGAUAAAGUUUUCCAUUUCGACAUUAAUGACGGUAAUCUGGAUGCCAAAGUAUCCCUCGAGAACAAAAUAUUAGGAGGAAUGGAUUACGAUUACGUGGGAAAUAAUUUAUAUUUUUCGGAUAUAAAACAAAAAACUAUCGAAGUGCAUAGUAUGCAUACCGUGCAAAAAACGAUUUUUUACUUCCAAGAAGAACCUCAUGAUAUUGCACUCGCACCGGAAGAAGGAAUAAUGUUCGUUGUUUUCCAUGACAAUGGAAAGUAUCGCAUAGAUCUAUUGAAAAUGAAUGGACUCGGCAUUAGAAUUUCCAUCGAAGGAAUGAGAACCCCGCUAUUAGGACCAAAAAUAUCUUUAACCUACGACAGAGAUUUAAAACUACUGUUUUGGAGCGAUCAAGGCACUGGUCGCAUCAGUACUACGGCAGUCAAUGGCUUAGAGACCCGCAUCUUUCGCAGUGGACUAUCAGCACCUCUGAGUCUCGCUAUUCUCGAUGAUUACGUGUUUUGGACCGAGUACAAAUCGAAUCAAUUACACUGGACCGAUAAAAGGGAUCUGCUACAAUAUCAGAAACGCAUUACGUUAGACGUACCAGAAAAGGAAUUACAAGUUGUAGCUGUGCAUAAACCAUAUAUAAAGGAGCACGAGUGUUGGAAAAACAAUGGAAAUUGUUCUCACGUGUGCCUAGUAUCUAAUCUUCGUUCACACAUUUGUGCGUGUCCACCGGAUAUGAUGUUGAACGCAGAUAAUCGAACUUGCAGCCCUCAAACCGCGUGCAAAGCAGGCGAGGUCAAAUGCAGCGAACACGAUGUAUGCAUAAAAAUGCAUCAAAGAUGCGACGGCGUACAAGACUGUCCAAACGGUGAAGACGAAUCGAGCAUUUGCGAGGAACCUGUUUGGUCGAACUGCGAACAUGAUCAGUUCCGAUGUAAAAGCGGAGAAUGCAUCAGCAAGACGAAACUUUGCAAUUCCCAUUAUGAUUGUAUGGAUCGCUCGGAUGAGGAGGACUGCGAUAAAAUCGAAUGCAACUCUAAUGAGUUUCAAUGUCACGAAGGAGAAUGCAUAUCAAAAUAUCUUGUAUGCAACGGACGAUUCGACUGUACCGAUAUGAGCGACGAAUUGAAUUGCGACAAACACACGUGUGACAACAAUAGUUUCACGUGUGACAGCGGAACGUGCAUCCCUAAAACGUGGAAAUGCGAUGGCGAGUUUGACUGUCCAGAUGAGUCGGACGAAAGUGGGGAAUGUACCAUCACUACAUGUCCAACCGAAAUGUUUACUUGCUCCACUGGUCGUUGCAUCGAUAUGUCAUUAAAAUGCAACGGAAUCAAUGAUUGCGAAGAUAAUUCUGAUGAACAGUAUUGCGAUAAAACGGAUAACAAUAAUUAUGUCAACUGCACUGGGGACCAGUAUAAGUGUUAUGGUACUGAAAUGUGCCUUCCAAAAACUGUAAAAUGUGACGGUGUUCAAAAUUGCCCGAAAAACGAUGACGAACGUAAUUGUCCCCGAUGUCAAGUGGGAGAGUAUAUAUGCGACAAUCAAAAAUGCAUCGACGCAAGCUGGGUUUGCGAUAACGCAGAUGAUUGUGGCGACGGAUCUGAUGAAAUGGGUUGCGACGGUAGUACUACGAAGAUGAGAACCAUCGGCAACAGUUUGAACUGCAAGGAAUUCAAUUGCUCCAACGGAGUCUGCCUUCCUUUUAGCAAAGUGUGCGAUGGUGUAGCAGAUUGUUUGGAUCGAAGCGACGAAUUUGGACAAUGCUCAAUCGCGUGUACAAAGAACGAUCCUUGCAAAAAUGUCUGCCAUAAAACACCUUUGGGUCCCGUCUGUGGUUGCGGAAGCGGUUACCAGUUAAGCACUGAUUUAAAGUCAUGCGAAGAUAUUAAUGAAUGUGAGCAAAACGUUUGUUCGCAAAUAUGUCAUAAUACUGACGGUUCCUUUGUUUGUUCCUGCUUCGAGGAAUACGUACUGCGAAACGAUAGAACUUCCUGCAAAGUUGGUGGGCAGCAAAUGGAGUUGAUCACGGUUAGUGGUUCUGACAUCAGAAAGUUGUCAGCAGACUUGCGUUCUAUCGAAGUUCUCUACGGAAAUGUGGAUUUUGACGUAUCUGGCAUCGACGUAAACGCACGAGAGAGAAACGUUUACUGGAGUAACGAUAUGUUCAAUACGAUAAAUAAAAUAAAUUUAAAGAGCAAGGAGCGAAAAAUUGUUACCGGCCUUGGCAGACCGGAAACUCUUGCCGUCGAUUGGAUUACCGACAAUGUAUAUUUUACUGAUAAUGAUCACUUGAGCAGCAUUAAGGUAUGCAAUUUAGAACAGCAAAAAUGUGCCAAGGUGGUGUCGAUGGAGUCAAGGAAGAGGGCUAUGGCACUUGCUGUUCAUCCAAUACAAGGAUGGCUGUUUUGGAGUCAAGUUAAUUGGAUGCUACACGAUGUACCAACCAGUAAAAUAUAUCGAUCUACUACCGUGGGUUCGAACGCAACAGUAAUAGUAUCUCGAAAUACGGGUGUUGUUUAUGCUCUGGCAAUCGAUUACAUCAGAUCCAGAUUAUAUUGGACAGACACUUUCCUCAAAAUUAUUGAAUCCGCAAAUUUAGAUGGUUCCAAUCGCGCGAUAUUCUUAAAAACGGAUGCUUAUCAAGCUCUGAGCAUUAAUAUCUACGAAGAUGCCUUAUAUUGGUUAAUGGGUACAACCGGAGAAGCAAAAAAAUGCAAAUUAUAUGGGGAUAAAUCGUGCACAAAAAUAUCCAUUGGUAAUUCAAAUGUUGAGAAACAUUUUACAAUUUUACAUACUUCUAGGCAACCCACUGCAAAAAACGUUUGUGAAAAACAUAAAUGCAGUUACAUGUGCAUAUCAGGAAACAAUACUGCCAUGUGUAUAUGUCACGACGGAUAUUCUAAAAAUGAUAAUUGUAUAGAAAAUUCGAAUACAAGAAUUAAAUUUGAUUCGAGUGUACUUAGUCUAAGAAACGAAGGUGUUCGACAAAAUGGAACAUUAAUUGGUAUAAUCAUCGCGAUGAUAGCCUGUAUCAUAAUUGCGUCCGCAUACAUUUAUUACCAAAAACUUAAACCCCAUAUUUUGAAUAAGAAUAGUAUCAGCAUUCAUUUUCAAAAUCCAGCGUACGAACAACGAAGUGAAGUUGCAUCCUCGAUGAACUCCAUUUCCGGAUUACCUCCAGGAGAACAUGAAUACAUAAAUCCAAUAGCGGAUGAGCACAUGGUAACGUAAAUAGAUUGUGUUCGGAAACAAUGAAUACAUCCUAAAUUACGUUUUUAAUUUAGAAUCAAAAUGAAAAGAAAAUAGAAAGAUA
Messenger RNA from Megachile rotundata (alfalfa leafcutting bee), 5425 nucleotides. It is a transcript of the gene yl, whose product is annotated as Putative vitellogenin receptor yl. NCBI's taxonomy places the organism in Eukaryota, Metazoa, Arthropoda, Insecta, Hymenoptera, Megachilidae. Gene Ontology annotation, molecular function: calcium ion binding; protein binding. Gene Ontology annotation, cellular component: plasma membrane; signaling receptor complex. The record is from RefSeq and is a predicted model, not a curated record.